Messenger RNA from Prunus armeniaca (apricot), 336 nucleotides. The record is from the annotation of a GenBank genome assembly. Lineage: Eukaryota; Viridiplantae; Streptophyta; Magnoliopsida; Rosales; Rosaceae.
AUGAGCCAACCAUAUUGGAGUUGGGGAUCAGAUGUCCCUGAAUGUGAUGCACUUAGUGUAGCUCUGCGGAUAUGUAAGGACCUUGAUGAGUUAAACUCUGUUGUGCAGCAGUUGAGAAAUGAGGUUACAGUAUUGCACCAUGAGAAAGGUCAGCUAGAGGAGAGAGUUUUACGAUUGGAAAACUGUAAUAGUCAUGCAGACGCGAGGAAGACUGGGGAUGCUAGAGAGGAGAGGAAUAAGACUGAGGAUGCUGGAAAGGAGAGUCAGAAGACUGAGGAUGCUGGAAAGGAGAGUGAUAAAACUGAGGAUGGUGGAGUAGCAGAAUCGAGAGAGUAG